CUCUUGGCGGGACAACACAAAAGUUGCAAAGUGCCGUUUAAUUGAUUCGCGAAUUUCUGCGUUAAUUUAUGUUCUCCGUGCGUUCCGUCCCGCAAUCGUGUGGCACCGGGGAUUAAUAGUGUGUGGUGUUGGGCGACCGGAUUGAGCAGAGACCCGCUGCCGUCCUUUUGUACCCAGUUUCCCGACAAGUUUUCCCCAGCUGGUGGUUGCCGCGGGGUGCGCCUACCUGUUUUCAUAUUUGUGCGUCGUGAUUAACAGCUUGUGUGGCGGGAAAUUGUGUUUUAGGAACGAUUUUCUAGUAACUGGACUUCACCACAAACAGUGGAAUGCAGAAUUUCUGAGCCUUUCUCCACGAUUUAUGGAUGCAUGAGUUGUCCUGAGGAAAAAGAAGAAGAAUAGAUAGCAAAAACGGCCUGGGGGAGAGAUGGAAACGGAAAAUGGGCCACAGGAAAGCGAGCCCACCGUGGGCACCAAGAAGGUAGUGCAGAAUUUAAGUUCAACCGUGAUACAAAGGAGGUGUAGAAAGGAUGAAGAUGAUGAUGGUACUAGGCGCGUGGAUAAAUCGCUGACUCUGCUCACGCUCGGUAUGGUUAAGAUGUUGCGCGAGUCCCCGGACGGAUCGCUGUUCCUGGGAGAGGUGGCGAAGAUCCUGCGAGUGAAUCAAAAGCGGCGGGUGUACGAUGUCACCAACGUGCUGGAGGGUAUAGGAUUGAUUGAAAAAAUAGGCAAAAACCACGUCAAAUGGAUCGGAGAAGAGCUGACGAGCGAAUCGUGCCGCGGGACGGCCCGCAAGAUCGGCAUGCACAUCAAGGAGCGCCGAAAGCUGGAACUUCGCGAAGCAUGGUUCGAUGCGAAACUGCAGCGCAUGCGGAAGAGCAUCGAUCUUGUACUGAAGGAAGAGCGGAGCCGUUCAUUCUUGUACGUCACGAGUGAUGAUCUGACGCGCAUACUACCGUACGAACGUCAACACAUGCUCAUCUUGUGCAGCGAUUAUCGAUCACCUCGGAAACAGGCUACGUUCGGGCCCUUCCCUUCCAUGUUAUAUCGUCGAAUGCAGCGCGUACUGAAGGUACGUGCAAAACGACGGGGUCAAACGUUGGAUAUGCUUAUGCUACAGACCCCUGCCGGUACCUGCUACACGCGUCCUAGUAGGCGAGUAGCGAUGUUCCGCGGUGAUCCUUCCUCGUAUGUGCGGCUCAAUAUGAACGAAGAACAACUAUGGAGGAAGAGCGGACAGAAGUCGCCCGUGAACGAUAUGGAAGGACAUAACGGCGCAACGGGAACUGAUGAGUUUCAGGAAGGGGAAAGACAGGAAGAGCAUGGAAACGAUGGCGAAGACGACUGCGACGACGUGGUGCAGGAAUUGAGACGGGAACGACAAAGAAUGGAACUGGCACGGUUACUACUCGAUGACCGAACGGACCUCACCGGCUACAGCCGCUAUCAACCGAAACAGUGGUCUACUAUGGAACUAGAAGCGGAACACGGAGAUUUCUCGACGCCUUUCAUUCUGCUCGAUAUGAAACCAUGCGGUGAUUACCAUCAGGCUCUUGGGGAGGAUGAUGGUGUAAAUGAACUAUUCGAUCUUCGAUUUCCCUCCGGCGGUGACGAGGAAUCAACCGAUAAAGUGAAAGAAGAACCACUAGGUGACAGUACUGAUGUCCAACCGUCCGCCACUAUCCAGCCAACGUAGUCGCCUACACUUGAAACCAAAACCAAAAAUGGGAGAAAAGCAAUAAUUCAUCUUCUAGCGAUGGUUUCCAUGGUAGCACGAAGGAGGUCUUGAACGACUCGACGUGAUGCGAUGAUGUGAUUUGAGGGAAAAGGGCACGGUCCUUGUGUGUCUUUGUUCCCAUCAUGCAUCUCCAUCCAAAAUUAUUGUGGUUUUUGUAAAAAAAUGUUUUAGUAUUUUGGAUCAAAAUUUUUCAAAAAAAAAACCCUUCUUGUUCAUCGCAAAACAAUCCACUAGCUAUUAGUUGCCAGAAAAAGGAGUUGACUCUUUUGUUAUAUACACGUAAGUUGAUGAAGUUUUCUUGAAAUCACGAGUGAACUCAUUGGCUGCACUUGCCAAUGGGAUGGGAUUGCCAUAUUGGCCGGGUUUGACUGAUUCGAUUUGCGUUCUUUUCUUUAUCGUGAAAGAGUACUGUUACUAAAACCCAACCACUAGAGCGCGUCUAGAGAGUUUGAGUCGUUUGAACUUCAUAUUACGAUAGAUUACAAUCAAUCUUCGUGUGUAAAGUGGUUUUGUAAGGAUAGCUACUCAACCGAAUGGACCUAGAUAAUGAGAAAUGUAGUCAAUAGCAACUAUGGACAAAUUUAAUAAAUCAAAAAGGUUUGUGACGAUACGAUCUGGAGAACAUUUUUCAGGUGUCUGCGCUGGCAACGGCUAUAACGUGAAAUGGUUUAAUUAAUAAUUGCGAAGCUCUACCAUUUACUGCGUGCAACGACAUGAUCAGAGUGCACAUUGUCGUUGCGGCCAUUAGCGUGCACGGA
Molecule: messenger RNA, 2493 nt
Organism: Anopheles darlingi
Lineage: Eukaryota; Metazoa; Arthropoda; Insecta; Diptera; Culicidae
Gene: E2f2
Exons: 3
Coding region: 425-1693 (422 amino acids)
Biological process (GO): regulation of transcription by RNA polymerase II
Cellular component (GO): RNA polymerase II transcription regulator complex
Molecular function (GO): RNA polymerase II cis-regulatory region sequence-specific DNA binding; DNA-binding transcription factor activity, RNA polymerase II-specific
Source: RefSeq, a predicted model, not a curated record